GUGGGUGCAGCGGAGGACUUUCCUAUAAAAGCAGGGAUCCCGCGAACAGACGAGUUCAUCUCUGUCAGUCAUCGGCAGAAAGGAGCCGCGUUUCCCCGCGAACAGCUUCUUCAUUUCUCCCUCCACAUUUGGGAAAAUCAUCUCAACCCCAUCCAAAGGAAAUCUUAGUCUAUGGUUCUGACUGACGCUCCAACAAGGAUGUCCCGGACCGACGAGGUGCACCGUAUAACGGAGAAUGUGUACAAGUCCAUCAUGGAGCAGUUCAACCCCUGCUUGCGGAACUUCAUAGCCAUGGGAAAAAGCUAUGAGAAGGCGCUGACCAGUGUCACAUAUGCUGCAAAGGGCUACUUCGACGCUCUGGUGCGGAUGGGCGAGAUGGCCAGCGAAAGUCAAGGCUCUAAGGAUCUUGGGGAGGUGCUCUUUCAGAUGGCUGAAGUGCACAGACAGAUCCAGAUCCAGCUUGAAGAGAUGCUGAAGUCUUUCCACAACGAGCUGCUGACAGAGCUGGAGAAGAAGGUCGAGCUGGAUGCACGCUACCUGAAUGCUGCACUGAAAAAGUACCAGAUGGAGCAUAAGAGCAAAGGGGAGAGUCUGGAGAAGUGCCAGGCAGAGCUGAAGAAACUGCGCAGAAAGAGCCAAGGCAGCAAACACCCCUCUAAAUAUGGAGACAAGGAGAUGCAGUAUGUGGAGGCCAUCAGCAAUAAGCAGAGUGAGCUGGACAACUACAUCGCUGAGGGCUACAAGAAUGCUCUGUCUGAGGAGAGGAGGAGGUACUGCUUCCUGGUGGACCGUCAGUGUGCUGUGGCCAAGAACAGCAGUGCCUACCACAACAAGGGGAAGGAGCUUUUAUCCCAGAAGAUCCCAGUGUGGCAGCAGGCGUGUGCUGAGCCCAACAAACUGCCAGAUCGUGCCAUGUUUCUGGCCCAGCAGAUGAGCGGUGCAGCGGGCACCAUGGCUCCCGGUGCUCAUCAUCCAGGCAUGCCCAUCUCUGAACCCAUCCCUGGUGCUAAACCCCUGCCAGUACCUCCAGAACUGGCAGCCCUCAGGGCCAGUGGGGGUAUGGGACAGCAGAGGCUGAUGGGAGGUGUAGAAGGAGGGAUGCCGGUGAUGAACGGUACGGCCGGUGCCCACGGAGGAGAAGACUACCAGCAGUGGAUGGAGGCCAAGGUGGCCCAGGGCAAGGCCUCACCCCAGACCCAGCGGCACGGAGGGGAGGUCUAUUCCAACACCCUGCCUGUGCGUAAGGCCGCCCCAGCCAAGAGCAAGACCAUGCUGACUGAGACCCGUACACUGCCCCGGUCCAGCUCCAUGGCUGCAGGGCUGGAGAGAAAUGGGAGAACUCGUGUCCAGGCCAUCUUCUCCCACGCAGCCGGAGACAACAGCACCCUGCUCAGCUUCUCUGAGGGCGAUGUAAUAACCCUGCUGGUCCCUGAGGCCCGCGAUGGGUGGCACUAUGGAGAGAAUGAGAAGACGAGGAUGCGCGGCUGGUUUCCCUUCUCAUACACGAGGGUGAUCGCCGACGGUGAUGGUGACUCCAUGAGGCAACUUCGAGUACACAACCUCCACCAUGGGAAGAGCAGCAGCACAGGCAACCUUCUAGAGAGAGAGGACAUGGCUCUCCCCGUCCCUGAUUACGGCAUCCACUCCCGUAUGGCGGCACAGAGCGCUGCUGCGAUGCAUGGCAGACAGCAACGCCCCUACAGCGUGGCAGUGCCAGGCUUCUCACAGCAAGGAGUUGAAGAGUAUGAGCCCCGCUUCCCCACAAGUACAGGGCCUGAUUACGCCCGCUUUUGAGUGACCAAAACCCAUCCAAUGAUCCACCCAUUGAGCCGGCCGUGGAGGCCCCAGCCAAACCGCCCCUUUCCGAUGAUGAGGAGGAGGAAGUCGAGGAUGAUCACAUUGAUGAAGCUCACUAUGACUCCUUGGAGAAGGCCUCGACUCACCCAGACGACUACUGAGCUCUCCCUCAGUUUGAACCAGCUGUAGGUGGAUCACUGGUGCACAACUGCACCAUCUCCCCUCAGCAGUAAAGCUCUGAUUCAGCCACAUUAUUACAUAGUGCUACUAAAUAAUAAGAAUUAAAUAUGACCAACAAAUGAGCUGCUUCACAACAAUUCACAUUUACAGUCAUCUCUGAAUUAGUUGAGAGAUCAUGUAAAUAAGAGCUAGAAUUGAUUGUAUUUGAUCUUCUAGCAUGGAAAGCACAUUGACAACCAGAACAAUAUAGAAAUCAGGCUUUUCUCUUGAUUCUGUAGUUCUAUUUCUCACAGUUUUCGGUCAUGGUGAUGGACAGAAGUGGAGGUGUUGCAUUAUUUUCACUUUCAGAACAUAAAAGGAGCAUGUGGUGUGAAGUGAGAAGGAUAAGAUUACGUGUUCACUUGUGUGACUCACUUUCAAAGCCUGAAUUAUUGCCUCUCACAUUCUGUCACUACUCAAAGACUGAUGACUGACGGCUCCAUCCACUGCAGACUCACAGGGUCUGUAUCUGGUCUGUGAAGUCACCUGAAGAAGUCUUUGUGCUUUUAAAACUCAGCUUUCCUGUUUCUGCCUUGUCAGCAAAAGGGCUUUAACACUGGUAAGCUAAGCUGUACAUCUCAUCACGUGUCUCACCUUUUGGCCUCGCCUGUUAAUACUGCCUUCUUAAAGGGCAGGUAUGUGAAACAGAAAUGUCUGUUAAAAAAAGUGUCUGAAUGAAGGGGGAUAAUCUAAAGUACGACAGGUCAGAUGUUUGGGGAGAAAAAAAAAACUGAAUCACACCAGAGAAAAUAGACUAUACAGAAAAUCAACAGUAUCUGUGGAAUAAAUUUGUGCUGAGCGAUAGCUUCAAAACUGAUAAGCACACUACUCAUAGUACUGUAUCUUCAACGUAUUCUAUAUUCACAAGAAAUCUUAUAUUCUGUAAUAUUAGUUAUAAGCAGCUCUGCAGGUGUUUGUACCUACAGUAAUGAUGUACUGUACUGGUUCUCACAUUUCAUUGAUUCAUUUUUGAAUAAUAUUAUUCUUGUGAACAAGCAGUUUGUAAGAUCUUCUUAAAGCAACAUUAAUACAAUCAACAGGAGAAAAACUUUGUGAUUACAUUUUGUUUAAGAUAACUAUGACUGAUGAGAGAAACAGAGUUACACUAAUAUAGGCCAUUAUCGGUUGGUCUGAGCUGAUAUUGGAUUUUCUUUAAAAUCAAAGGUAUGAGAAUUGAUGAGAGUUUUCUGCCUCCACAUUCUUUUAAAUUUAGUUUUUGUUUUGUUUUUUGCUUUGCUUUCCAUUUACCUUAAUGAUUACAGGGGUGGAGGUUGAAAUCAGAGCCAGGCAGUUUAUCUCAAAACCUGGACAACUGUCUGCUUUGUGAACUAUAGGUAAGUGAGAAAAUCUGUUCUUUCUUAAUCUGGGUGAACCUCCUCUUUCAUUUGCUGUCAGCCUGAUGGAGGCACAGCUAUGCAACAUAAUGUUAUAUUGAUUUGUAACUUUUGGUUGAGAGUUUUAGUUUCCCUCUAAUUUCUCUGCAUAACCCAUAGAAUAAGGACAAAAUCUGAAAGGUAAAUUUUAAAAAUGCACAUGAUUAUAAAAAUGAUUCAGACAUUUAAAAGUAAGAUCUGAAUGUCUGAAUAUUUGCUGCAUACAACCAGUGUUGGCAGUGUAAAGUUUUCAGUCUCACAAAACUUUCACAACUUGCUUUGCAGGUAGGACACUGUCAUGCUUUAAGUGCAAUGUGCCUGAGAAUUCAUCUCAUUAUAAUCAGUUUCUACUCAUGAACAGUUAGUGCUUCAUUAGGUUCAGGAUAUUUAGAGCAAACACUUUAAACCUUGUGUGGGGGCAAAGUAUGAAAGCACUGGUUUCUAUGGGCUGGAGGGUUCAAGUCUGUUAACAUCAGACCACAUCCAUCAUCAUGGCCAGGUGACCUCCAGCAACAAUGACUACACCUAAGUGAGUGCGUGGUCUGAAGCAGGUGGUGCCAGUGGAUUUGUCGUGUGUCCACUUUUGUUUUAUGGCGGAGAAAAGGUGGCAGCGUCUGGAAACCAGCAAGGACUGUAGCCUCGUGCUUGGUCUCGCUUUGCUCUGGGUCUUAGGGUUCCGGAUGCUGCAGAACUGAACUUUGUGAAACUCUACAGGUCAUGUUGCGGCCGCAGGAUGGCGGGUUUUGCACGGGGCACUGUGGUACCAGCCGCAUCACAGAUGUGGUCUUGGGUCUGGUCAGACAUUUAACAGAUUUUAACUCAGAGGCCAGUGCAGUUAUGUCUUCUCUCUUCUCAAAGUCUACUGGUAUUUAAACUGAUAAAACCUUUAUUGGUGUAACUCUAAGUGACACAUGAUGUAUGUACGACACUCAAAACUGUAUCCUUAUGUGAUAUGAUGGCGAA
Molecule: messenger RNA, 4352 nt
Organism: Toxotes jaculatrix (banded archerfish)
Lineage: Eukaryota; Metazoa; Chordata; Actinopteri; Toxotidae
Gene: baiap2b
Product: BAR/IMD domain containing adaptor protein 2b
Exons: 15
Coding region: 172-1794 (540 amino acids)
Biological process (GO): actin filament bundle assembly; actin crosslink formation; positive regulation of actin filament polymerization
Cellular component (GO): nucleoplasm; cytosol
Molecular function (GO): protein binding; cytoskeletal adaptor activity
Source: RefSeq, a predicted model, not a curated record